UUGCUUGCGACCUGCGCGCUAAUGAACAUACUUCCUCUCGCGGCUUGGUCGUGCGUCUGCACCGAUCCAAUCUUCCAAUUCCGCGCAUAAUACGUGAUAAUCAUUACCUUCCGUGUCGUCCGCCCCAGUUCGUGUUAUACUAAAAUUUCGAAAUUAAAGUUCAGUGCUAACAUGGAUGUGGAAGCUGUGAGGGACGAUAUAAGCGUCGAAGAUGGCAGUUUGAUUGUUUACAACGAUAUUGUGUACUCCGUUAAUAAACCAAGAAUAUCUUUUAAAAGGAAACCGGAGCUAACUGGAGAUACAAAUGUUAUUGACCCUAACUUCAUACUCCGUGGAGCAUGUGGUGCCCUCAGACCUGGGCGGAUGACGUUCAUCCUGGGCCCUUCCGGAGCUGGGAAGACGACAUUACUCAAAAUAUUAGCUGGAAGAAAGAGGAACGGUGUGACCGGGUCUUUGUAUGGCGCAGGCCGCAGCUCGGUGCUGGUGGCACAAGAUACCACACUCAUUGACACACUCACAGCAAGAGAGACACUCAAGUUUGCAGCUAGCUUAAAGCUGCCGAACCAUUCUUUCAGAGAACGAUAUCAUGUGAUCAACACAGUAACGAAACAACUUGGUAUAAAUGACGUUCUAAACACCAGAGCGGGAAAACUGUCAGGAGGAGAACGAAAGAGGUUGAUCAUAGCAUGCGAACUACUUACAGACCCCACUAUCAUGCUUCUUGAUGAGCCUACCAGUGGAUUAGAUGCUGUAUCAUCGCUGUCCGUAGCACGAGCUCUUCACACUGUGGCCCGCAGUGGCAGGACCAUAGCUUGCGUUCUCCACCAGCCUUCUUCUCAACUGUUCAACACGGCUGAUGACGUCAUACUCCUGGCCAACGGCAGGACUCUGUACGCUGGUGCCGUGGCCGACGUCCCUGCCGCUCUCUACAGAGCCGGCUUUAUAUGCCCACAGUAUUAUAAUCUAGCGGAUUACUUGUUAGAGAUAGCUAGCGAAGAGCACUCUGGGGAUAUGAAUCUCUUAGAACGUGAAGCCACCAGCUACGCCCAAGAGAUGAGCAAGAUCGCCAAGAAUGAGAUUUAUAAUGGAAAAGCUAUUGAGUUAUCACCGGAAUCUGUGGCCCUACUGAACCCCAGCCCGAGUCCUUCGAGAGGGUACGCCGCUGGUUUCUGUCAGCAGUUGCAUGCGCUACUCUGGAGGUGUUGCAUUGGAGUACUCAGAGAUGUUCACUUAACACAGAUUCGACUGGUAUGCCAUUUCAUCGUAGCAUUACUCCUGGGAGCUCUGUACAACGGCGCGGGCGCAGACGCGUCGCGAGUCAUGACCAACUCCGGCUGCCUGUUCUUUUUCCUACUGUUCCUAUUCUUCUCCAACGCUAUGCCUACUAUACAUGCAUUCCCCACUGAAGCCAAAGUAGUUCUGCAUGAACAUCUGAACAAAUGGUACUCUUUAUCAGUGUAUUGUGCUGCCAAAAUCAUCGUCGAUUUACCCAUACAGUUAUUAUGUGCAACAAUAUUCCUAUUCCCGGCGUGGUACCUGACGUCUCAGCCGUUGGAGUUACAUCGGUUGGGCCUCGCGUGGCUGAUAUGUGCUCUUGUCACUAUACUGGCGCAGACGUUCGGAUUUGUUGUCGGCGCUUCUUGUGGAAUGAAGUUGGGGCUUUUCGUAAUUCCAGCAGCGAACAUACCGAUGUUGAUGUUCUCUGAGUUCUUCAUCCCUUACCACGAGAUGCCAGUGUACCUGCGCCCGUUCGCCUUGAUUUCUUACUUCAGAUACGCAUUCGAUGCUUUCCUAGAAACUGUUUUCGGUCUCGACCGAGGCCGACUACCCUGCUAUGAACCAUAUUGCAUGUUCAAAAACCCCGUUAAAUACCUAGAACAUUUAGGCCUCGCUAGAGACCUAAAAGCCGAUUUCACAGCUUUAGUGCUAUGGAUCGUCUUACUGCAAAUAACGUUGGUCAUAGUUCUGCAUGUGAGAGUGUUUAGAGCUUGCAGAUAAUUUCUUUCAAUUGCUAGGUCGAACGAAAACUUAAUUUUCAUGAAUACUGCUUCUUAGUUCUUUAAGUACAAUUUUUAUGGUCAGACGCACCUAUAGCACGUCUCUUAAUAUUAAGAAGAAAUUACAGUAGUCAAUGAUCUACUUGGAGGAAAGUCACAAAUUAUAUUAUAUAAAAUAAUGCAUAGCAUACCAAGUAGAUAUGUUUGAUCUGAUACGAAUAGGUAUAAGUGAGAUAUUAUUGAAUUUAAUUAAAUAUACUACUAUUUAGCCAUUAAUUAUAUUAUAUAUUGAUAUUAUUAUUUCGGAGAUGCAGGUAUCAUAGGAAUAUUAAGUAAUGGAAAAAUCCAAGAUACUUUGUAUAUGUUGAUCUUUAUGUUGAUGUGUAAUGAGGGUGAAAGUACAUAGACAUACAAUAAUCUGAUAUGACAGGAAAUCAUUUAUUCCAACCAUGUUUGAAUUGUGUUUGAUAAAUACUGUAAAAUAAUAAAAUAAUAUAUUAAAAUAGUUCUAUCUAUUGUCCUCACUACUGACUGAUACUAGUUAGUAACUAACAAGAUAUCAGACAGUAGUGCGAACACCGUCAACAAUGGUUCAAAGUGCAGCAAAGCGUUUUACUCAGAAUACAGAGUGCCCAGUAUAUCUGUAGAUGUUAGUACAAAUUCAAGUACUGAACAAAGCAUUCAAUAUUUUCCCACCAAUUUGUUAAUACUGCUGCAUAUUUUGAUCCAAUGUUUCUUUAAUACAAGUAUGUAACCUAACUAAAGAUAAUGUACUAGGAAAUGAAUCGCUCGAAUUCUAUUUGUGCGAAUAAUCUUUGCCCUCAUUCGCAUAUCAUUAUCACAUACAUAUGGUUAGCCUAUUAAUUGGCUCGAUACAGUCAAA
Messenger RNA from Helicoverpa armigera (cotton bollworm), 2880 nucleotides. RefSeq names its product ATP-binding cassette sub-family G member 4. The record is from RefSeq and is a predicted model, not a curated record. The transcript has 11 exons. Gene Ontology annotation, cellular component: membrane. The coding region runs from base 172 to 1998 and encodes 608 amino acids. Gene Ontology annotation, molecular function: ATP binding; ATP hydrolysis activity; ABC-type transporter activity. Gene Ontology annotation, biological process: transmembrane transport. NCBI's taxonomy places the organism in Eukaryota, Metazoa, Arthropoda, Insecta, Lepidoptera, Noctuidae.